Messenger RNA from Macrosiphum euphorbiae (potato aphid), 555 nucleotides. Lineage: Eukaryota; Metazoa; Arthropoda; Insecta; Hemiptera; Aphididae. The record is from the annotation of a GenBank genome assembly.
AUGACACAAAACAAUGAUCUUCUUUCUUCCGAGUUAAACAAGUGGACUAAAAGCAUGCUUGUUGACUAUAUAGUGGCGCAGACUCUGCCCGCUGGUGUGAAGCUAAGUGACGACUUGUCUAAGUUUUUAAAAAAUUCUUCUUCUGAUCCUGUAUCGCCUUCGCAUGGAAACUCAAUUGUGGAGCUCAAAUCCGUGGCUCUAAGUAACACUAAGCUACAUGAUAAGCUCAACCACCUCAAUGCGGCACCUAAUGCCCAAACUCCCAAAUCAAAUGCUCAGCUCUUUAAACUGCCAGUUGAUGUACACCCGAACUCGGUUACGGGUAUUCGUUCUACUCAACCCGCAAACCAAUUGACUGCCAGUCAAUCUUCGUCUUUAAAAUCAAAAUUCAUUGUUGGUUCUGUAAAGAACUCAUCUUUCAAGCUGUCAUCAGUGCCUGUGGGUAAGCAUGUUGAUAUUUUUGUCUCGAGGCUUGAUCCAAGUGUUACAACUGCCCUGCUAGAAUCUGAAUUGUUCAAUGGUUACUCAGACGUGACCAUCAGCAAAAUGGUUUAA